Messenger RNA from Pantherophis guttatus, 3304 nucleotides. RefSeq lists its product as uncharacterized. Gene Ontology annotation, cellular component: cytoplasm. The record is from RefSeq and is a predicted model, not a curated record. Gene Ontology annotation, molecular function: oxidoreductase activity. Lineage: Eukaryota; Metazoa; Chordata; Lepidosauria; Squamata; Colubridae.
GCUUCUAAAACCAUUUAUCUUCCUUUGCAUAUUGGGUGUGGGCUGUUACCUACGGAGCUUCUGAACGUCUGCCCAAUGUAGGCAGCAGAAGUGCAAAGAACAGAAACAGUUUCUGAAAGCCAAAGCCAGAUGAAAGGGGACAAAAUCCUGAUUUAUUGAACACAAGUUGCAUAACUUUUCCAGUUGGGCUCUGUCUACCGAAGGAGAUGGAAGUGCUGAAUCCACGCAGUGUCCUGGUGACAGGAUCUAACCGGGGCAUUGGCCUGGAGCUGGUGAAGCAACUGGUGGAGAAAAGCGACCCACCAGAAUGGAUCUUUGCCACUUGCCGUGACCCAGAGGGACCUCGUGCAAAGAGCUUGAAGAAUCUGGCUGCCCAACACCAGCACCGAGUAGAAAUCAUCCAGCUUGACACUUCUGAUCCAUCCAGCAUCAAAGCUGCUGCAGCCAAAAUUACCGAAUGUCUACACGGAGCUGGUUUGAAUCUGUUGUUCAACAAUGCUGGAAUAGUAAAGUCAUCCAGUCUGGAAUCAGAGACACCAGAAAACAUGUUAGAGGUGUACAAUACCAAUGUCGUUGGUCCUAUGGUAAUGGGCCAGGUCUUCCUACCUUUGCUGAGGAAGGCAUCCAAGGACAGUCUGCUGAAAGGCAUGAGCUGCAGCAAAGCUGCAAUUGUGAAUAUAUCCAGUGACUGCGGCUCCAUCACGAACCUUCUGGCAUGGGAUAUUGGGCAAAUCCCCAACUAUCGUUGCAGCAAGGCUGCUUUAAACAUGCUCAACCGAUGCCAGUCCCUACAAUAUGCCCAAGACGAGAUCCUGUGUGUUGCAUUGCACCCUGGAUGGCUGCAGACAGAUAUGGGAAGUGGAAACGAAACAUUGAGAGCCCCAACUACAGCUGAGGACGGUGUACAAGAAAUUCUCAAAACACUGGCCCACCUCUCUGAGAAAGAAACUGGCACUUUCGUGAACGUGGAUGGAAAACUGCUUCCUUGGUAAUCCAGCAAUAUUCAAUUACCCUGCCUGUUAAGAAGACCUGAAGAAGAUCCCUGAAGACUGACCACAAUAAAAGUUUGAUUUGUAACUUUCCUUAAAAACCUUAAAACCUUGGCUCUGCUAACUGGUUUUGGGCCCCGAUGGGGGUCUUUAAAGCUGGAGCAGUAAGAGAGAAGAUCCCACCUCGUAUACCUGGUUAUUCGUUUUAUAUAAUACCUGUUACCUGUUAAUGUUUUUAUAUUUCUGCUUUUAUUGUAUUCCAAGCUGCCCCAGAAUCCCUUUGGCUAAUGAGAUGGGUGGCGUAUGCAGGUAGUCCUCAACUUACAACAGUUCAUUUAAUGACCAUUUGAAGUUACUACAGGAUUUAUGACCGUUUUUCACACUUACCAUUGCAACAUCCCCAUCGUCACAUGAUCAAAAUUCAGGCGGUUGGCAACUGACUCGUAUUUAUGACGGUUGCAGUGUCCUGGGGUCUCGUGAUCCCCUCGUGAGCUUCUGACAAGCAAAGUCAAGAGGGAAGCCAGAUUCACUUAACUGACUUAACAACUGCAGUGGUUCAUUUAAGAACCGUGGCAAGAAGAGUCGCAAAAUGCGGCAAAAUUCCCUCGACAUCUGUCUCGCUUAGCAACAGAAAUGUUGGGCUCAAUUGUGGACGUAAGUCAAGGACUACCUGUAAAUUGAAUAAAUAAAUACAUUAAAUUAAACAUAAAGGGGGGAGAUAUAAGAAUGGCAUCUGAAGGUAAACCAUCAUGUUUUCUGGAUAACGGAAAGUGAAUUAUUAACCUGGUCCAAAACUAGCGGUUUAUAUGACUCAAGAAAGCCGACUGGCUACAGCAGUGAUGGCUAACCUUUUUGCCGUCACAUGCCAAAAGUGGAGGGAGCGGGGGGGGUUGUGCAUGCGCAUGCCCAUAAUUCAAUGCGCCCCGCCCCCACGCAUGCACAUGCGACCCCCCCCUGCACUCCCCCCGCUUUUGGCACACAAUGGCACGAUGGGCCUGUUAGGCCCAUUUUUUACCCUCCCCAGGCUCCAGAGCCUUUCUACGAGCCUGGGGAAGGCGAAAACGGCCUUCCCCACACACCCCGGAGGCCCUCUGGAGGCCGGAAACAGCCCGUUUCCCGACUUCCGGUGGGCCCAGAAGGCCCGAAAAUCAGCUGGCCGGCACAUGAAUGCACUCCGGAGCUGAGCUAGGGCAAUGCUCGCAUGCCCACCAAUAUGACUCUGCAUGCCACCUGUGGCACGCGUGCCAUAGGUUUGCCAUCACGGGGCUAGAGAUUUAGGAUGGACGAAAAAGAAGUAUUUUACAGCCCUAACUUGCAACAAAUAUCAGUUUCCCUUGAAUGAAACUAUUGCUGACUGCGAUUUAAAGAACGGCUCACACAAUUGGUGACUUGUGGUUUUAAACCACAACUCGUAUACUCGUGUCACCUGUGCAGUUUCACAACCAGGAUUCUAAAUGUAUUUUUUAAAAGAAAGGUGAUCAAAUUUAGAAUAUCUGCUACUGAACUAAUCUCAAGUUUCUCUGCUUGAGAAGGAAUCCCUUUAUCAAAUAAGAACUACCCUGUUUCCCCUAAAAUAAGACAUCCCCUGAUAAUAAAUGCCCAAUUGGGCUUUUGAGUGCAUGGCAAUAAGGUCAAGAGCUUAUUUCAGGGUUCAAAAAAAUAUAAGACAAGGUGCCAGCCUCCGCUCUUUCAACGCUUGCUUGCUCGGCUGCCAUGGAAACGGAGGGGAGGGGGAGUUAGGAGAGCUUGGGGGGGAAGCAUGCUGGAGGGGAAAAUGAAAGUGAAUCUUAGCUGUAGUCUUUUCUUUUCUUUCUUUCUUUUUUUUAAAUUUGAUUUAUAUGCCGCCCUUCUCCGGAGACUCAGGGCGGCUUACAAUGUGUUAAGCAAUCGCCUUCAUACUUUUGUAUAUUUAUACAAAGUCAGCUUAUUGCCCCCAAAAACUGGGUCCUCAUUUAACCUACCUUGGAAAGGAUGGAAGGCUGAGUCAACCUUGAGCCUGGUAAGAUUCGAACCUGCAGAAAUUGCAGGCAGCUGUGUUAAUAACAGGGUGCAUUAAACCACUGUACUACCAAGGCUCUGUUUGAAGUUUUCUUUGAAGUUGAUAUCAGGUCAACAGUCGUGGCAUUCCAAGAUGAUGACGCUGCCAGACAUGUGCUUCCACCUGAUCCUUAGAAGACCUUUGGAUUGGAUGAUUUACGCUGGACAGUUGGGAGGGGAUGCUUUCUAUAUGGGAUUUUCACGCCUAUGCCUCAGAUCUUGCUUUUCAUUGGUUGCAUUCAGUUCAAUUUCAGUAAAAGUACCUUUAUCUAUGAAAA